Messenger RNA from Mustela erminea (ermine), 5067 nucleotides. RefSeq names its product SHC adaptor protein 4 (gene SHC4). Gene Ontology annotation, biological process: cell surface receptor protein tyrosine kinase signaling pathway; intracellular signal transduction. NCBI's taxonomy places the organism in Eukaryota, Metazoa, Chordata, Mammalia, Carnivora, Mustelidae. The transcript has 12 exons. The record is from RefSeq and is a predicted model, not a curated record. The coding region runs from base 890 to 2764 and encodes 624 amino acids. Gene Ontology annotation, molecular function: receptor tyrosine kinase binding. Gene Ontology annotation, cellular component: plasma membrane.
UAUUAGCUUGCACACACACAGAGAAAUUCAUUCAGCAAAGUUCAUUCAUAAAAAUUUCAACACUCUGCAUCAUUCUGCACAUCUCAGCCUUCUGCUGCCGACGGGUUCCUGAAAGAAGCUCUGAGCCGACUCCAGGAGGGAGGGAAGCUCAGAGCUAGGGUGGGCAGGCAGGGAGGGGAGCUGAGGAAUACGGAGGGAUCGCGAGUCCAUGAAAUAAUGCGGAGCGCCGCGGGUCACUAGUACUUCUGGCUUGUGGCCCGGACGGGAUGCGAGACAAGAUCUUCCAAGAGAGGGCAGCCAUCAGAAUCAACGAACUCAGGUUGAGGGCGCCUUCGCCUCUCCUAGACAUCUUCUCUUUUUCCUUUUUUUAAAUGAACAAUCACUGGAACAAAUAAAGGGUUAAUAGGCCAGUCAUUGCCCCGCCCUGUGAGAGCCGGAGGGAGCAGGUUUGAAAGUUCCUGUGUGCGGAAGGGAAGGCUGGGGGUGGGGGGCGCUAAAUAUUUCUGCAAGGCUCCCGCACAGCUCGCUGGCGAUGCGGCGGGACGGGCUGGCCGGUGUUCGGCCCGAUUCCGUGCCUGAGAGUUGGCCGUGAGCGAUCCCCGCCACCGCGGGCCUGGGUCCAGGCGUUCCCAGCAAGGAAUCCAAGGCGAGAACACCGAGUGCUGCCGCUGGGGCCAGGGAGGGACUGAAAUCAGCCGGGGAGUUGUUUUCCCCCGGGCUGUCACCCAGAAGGGCCCGGCAGCCGAGGUGGGCGAGGGACAGUGCAGAGUUGGAGAGGUGGCUGCCGCGAGUUGCAUGGGGCAUUGAGGCAUUCGCUUUCCGUUCCGUUUAUCUAGCAGACGACGAGGCGAUUUAUGCAACAGUAUCCUGUUUCAGCACUGCCAAGGCUAUGCGAAAACGCGGUCAGGACAGCCUGGCAGGACUUGUGCUGUAUGUAGGACUCUUCGGGCACCCCGGCAUGCUGCACAGGGCCAAGUACAGCCGCUUUCGGAAUGAGUCCAUCACGUCCUUGGACGAAAGCAGCCCCGCAGGCUCCGUGGGGAACAAGGGCUCGCCUCAGCCUCCCUACCCCACCCUGGCACCUCACCUGCCGGCUGCUGAAGAUGCCACCUUGGCGUCCCAGGAGAGCCCCACCCCACUGUGCACCUUGAUCCCUCGCAUGGCCAGCGUGAAGCUGGCCAACCCGGCCACCUUGCUGAGUCUGAAAAACUUUUGCUUGGGUACCAAAGAGGUGCCCCGGCUGAAGCUCCAGGAAAGCCAGGACCCAGCUCCCAGCAGCCCGGCUUCCCCUGAGACCGGUCUAAAUAGGGCUGGGUCCGCACCUCCACCACAGCCAGACCUGGUGGGGCACAGGGCGACUGUCUUAACUCCCGAUGCCUGCCCCCUUCCUGGCCCUGGGGAGCCAACCCCAGGGAGCAGGCAGGACAGGCACUUUCUACAGCACCUGUUGGGGAUGGGCAUGAACUACUAUGUGAGGUACAUGGGCUGUAUUGAAGUACUGCAGUCAAUGAGGUCACUGGAUUUUGGAAUGAGAACCCAAGUUACAAGGGAAGCAAUAAGUCGCCUGUGUGAAGCUGUCUCUGGGGCAAAUGGAGCCAUUAAAAAGCGAAAGCCUCCGGUUAAGUUCCUAUCAACAGUUCUUGGCAAAAGUAAUCUUCAGUUUUCGGGAAUGAACAUUAAAUUGACCAUCUCAACAUGCAGUCUCACAUUGAUGAAUAUUGACAACCAACAGAUUAUUGCAAAUCAUCAUAUGCAGUCUAUUUCAUUUGCCUCUGGAGGGGAUCCUGAUACUACGGACUAUGUUGCCUAUGUAGCUAAAGAUCCAGUUAAUCAACGAGCCUGUCACAUACUGGAAUGCCGCAGUGGGAUGGCCCAAGAUGUCAUAAGCACCAUAGGGCAGGCUUUUGAACUCCGGUUUAAACAGUAUUUGAAAAAUCCUUCUUUGAAUACUUCUUUUGAAAGUGAGGAGGUGCCCAGUGAUGGUCCCAGCGAGGAGAGAGAAGACCCUGAGUACUACAAUGAAAUCCCAGGGAAGCAGCCACCUGCGGGGGGCGUUUCCGACGUGCGGCUCAAAGUCCAAGCCACAGAACACAUGGCUUACUGCCCCAUUCGGUGUGAGAAGUUGUGCUAUUUGCCUGGGAACUCCAAGGGUAGCAGUGUGUACGAGAACUGUUUAGAACAAAGCCGAGCAAUAGGUAAUGCACCAGAGAGAGGAGUGCAAUCCCAUCGAGAUUCCUCAUUAAUGAAGCAAACAUGUCGAGUGGAUUUCUUCAAUGACCCCUGCUACAUAAAUACACAGGCUCUUCAAAGUAGACUUGGCUCUGCCCCAAAUCAAGGCUCAGCUCACCCCCUGGGGAGCCCAUGGCACCGUGAAAAAGCACCAGAAACUGUUCAGCCAGGUGCCACAGCCCAGCCUGCCAGCUCACAUUCUUUGCCACACAUUAAGCAGCAGCUGCGGAAUGAAGACUGCUACCAUGGCAAGCUGAGCAGGAAGGCAGCAGAGAGCCUGUUGGUAAAGGAUGGGGACUUCCUGGUUCGAGAGAGUGUAACAUCUCCUGGCCAGUAUGUGCUAAGUGGACUACAGGGAGGCCAGGCAAAGCAUCUUCUCCUGGUGGAUCCCGAAGGCAAGGUAAGGACCAAGGAUCAUGUGUUUGAUAAUGUCGGCCAUCUUAUCAGAUACCACAUGGAUAACAGUUUGCCGAUCAUUUCAUCUGGAAGCGAAGUAAGCCUUAAACAACCAGUGAGAAAAGAAAAUAAUCCAUGACUUUUGCAUUCCAACAAGUGACCAUUUGGAAGUACCAUCACACUGAUAUUUCAAGAAAGUGGUGUUAGGACACAAAGAUAAUCCAAACCUGGUUUAUAGACAAACUAGAGCACAAACUGUGAAGUACAUUUUUCCAAGACCAUCAUGGACUCUGUCCUUUAUAAGACAAAGAACUAACAAAGAUCAAUCUUCAGAAAGUGAAAAUCAGAAAAGGAGAAGAGGAUUGGUCCCUUUGAAAAGAAAUUAUACAUAUGCACGGAUGUCACUUUUUAAGGCCAUAUUGCAUUGAUAGCAAGCUAAAAGCACAAUUAAAAUUUCCCAUGUUAAAGACUCCUUGGAUGAACUGCUGGGGCAGUGGUAUGUGCCUUUCAACUUGAUAAUUUGGGGACAUUUUCAUAUUGGGGAGAUUAGUUCUAAGUGUCUUCAUAUUCUCUAACUAUAGAACUAUUUGCCAAAAGAAGUUUUUCCUUGUUACAAAAAUAAGAAGUAAUUUGCUUGAUAGUUACUGACUUUAUUACAUUUUCGGUUUAGUAGCACUUUCACUGCAAUGUUAAAAUAAAUUUGUCAUUGAAUUUGGACUCUGUCUAUGCCAGUAGAGUCAAAGCAAAAGUCACUGAAAGCAUUGGUCUGUUUCACUGGCCUGUCCCAUUUACUACUUAAAGGGUUGGAGCCUAAAUUCUUUGGCCUAGUAUUUCUCAAUCUUUGCUAUUCGGAUGGUUUGUAUGCAGCAUAGCAUAAGCUGAAGAGAGGCCAAAUCUAUCAGUCAUUUCUAUUUCAUCAUAUUUAUCCCUCUUUCCUCCCCCUCUCCCUUCCCCUACACACAGAGGAAGCUUGUGAACGCAUGGAUUUAAAACAUGGCAGACAAACCCAUGUUCUUCAUAUUCAACAUUCAAAUUGGUUUCAUUCUUAUUUAAAAUACUGAUUUUAUUUGAAAGUAUCAGGAAAUAUCCUCUUGAUUGGCUGUGACUGAAUCAUAGUCUUUCACCUGUAUCCUGAGCAUCUUUUCUAGAUAUGAUCAGACAAAAUGCAGAAGGGGGAAAACAUAUUGAAUGAAACGUCUGGAAAGUUUUGUCACAUGUAGUUACACUGGUAAACUGAUGGUGUAAUUAGUGUUGCGUAGAGAAAAAUGCAAGCUAGGUCUCUUGAUAUGACCUUGAGCCAGCUGCUGAGCCUACCUGGACUCCAGUUUCCUUAUCUAUGAAAUAAGGGACUUGGGCUAGGUGAAUUCAGAGGUGCAUCUCAGCCCUAAGAUAAGAUGAGUUUACAAAAAGCAAGUUUUCCAUUUAUUAGGGGUCAGUAUUGAUAAUCAGUUUGUAAAAGGAAGGUGAAAAUGAGCUUUUUCCUUUAGUCUGUACCUGUACUCACAGAAUGAAGGGCACAACUGAAACCAACAUUCAGGUAGCAGAGACCCCGAGCCUUUCCAUCACAAACACAGACACACUGGCGCGCUCUCAGCAGUGACAGUGGAAGUGGAUUCGGUUGUUUGGAGUAGCAGGAAGUGGCUUCAGUCUUUUCCCAGCCUUUGCAUAGAGUGGCUUGGCCAUUGCUUUAGGAUGCUUUUUUAUCCUGAGUAAUCUGGACAGUUGCCUUAACCCCACUUCAUUUUGGCCAUGUAGAUACAACUUAAUCUUUGUAAUUGUGAUAUAUUUGCUAAGUUUUAAGUAAAAGACAAGAAAUUUUUGGAGGGUAGAAAUCAUCAGACAUCAAGGAACACUGAACUGUAAUAUUUCCUCUAUAAAGGUUUAUGAUUUUCUCCUACUUCUGGUGUCACUGAUUGCUUAGGUAGGUUUGUUUCCUUUUACACAGUAAGGAAAUAAUGGCUCUUUCAUCAGUUUUAUAUAUACCUUGGUUCUUGAUGAUCUGUCCCCACAAAAAGGGGUCAGCAUGAGUAUAGAUAGUAGAAACUUGUGGGUGAUCUAGUCACCUGGCAGAGACAGAGCAGGGUUGUGGUCUCAAGAUUGGUUGAGCAGAGUGUUAAUGGGAUUGCAGGAAAAAGUUCUUGAUAGAAACAGAUGCAGAGAGUGUAAAUGAUACGAGCAGUACAUGAAUCCUGGCACAGAAUGAACCGGUACAUAGAUAAUCAGUAUUUGACUGUAAUGUUAUAGUAGUUAGGUAAGCAAAUACUGCACUUACAAGUACCACAGACACAGUUAAAACAAAAUGAAACAAUAGAAGAAAUAUUUGAUUGCAUGCUAUUUUAAUGACACAUGCUUAUCUUCAUCUGUUUUAAAGUGGAAAUCCAUUUGUCUCUAAAUACCUGUAAAUGAUUUUUCAAAAAAAAAAAAUAAAUGAUCAUUGCUUUG